Messenger RNA from Frieseomelitta varia, 5574 nucleotides. Its product is annotated as RNA polymerase II-associated protein 1. The record is from RefSeq and is a predicted model, not a curated record. Gene Ontology annotation, biological process: transcription by RNA polymerase II. The coding region runs from base 470 to 4087 and encodes 1205 amino acids. The transcript has 8 exons. Gene Ontology annotation, cellular component: nucleus. NCBI's taxonomy places the organism in Eukaryota, Metazoa, Arthropoda, Insecta, Hymenoptera, Apidae.
UGUCGCUUUCCUUGUCUAGCAUUAUUAGACAAGAAGAGCAAAAACGUGCGACAGGGACAGACAUAUUUGGACUCUAGACAAAGAGAGCAGCAGCGUGCGAUAAGGAUAACAAUAUAAAUUAGUGCCGUUACCUAUCCUAGGAGUGAUCCACACGGUGCAUGCUUAAAUUCGAGACAUUAUGUGUUAACCAAUAGUAUCUUCUCUAUCGGAUCAUUCUGUUUUCUGUGAACAUUUGUUGAUCGUGUGUCAUGUAUAUAAGUUGGGUUAUCUAACUAUGUAAAAGAUUUGUUAUUUUAAAAAAUAUCGAUUUGGAAUUUCACGCUAAAAGAGAGAACGAAAUUAUAUACACAUUAUGUAUUACGAUUGUGGCGUACAAAAAAUAUUAGUAGACAUACAUAUGUAAACAUUUGAUAACGAUAACGCAAUUUAAUACAGUAAUUUUUAAAGUUUGAAAAUAAAUUUUAAAACAAUGGAUCGAAGUCCAGUUUUAAAACGACCUAAACCAACUGAUAGUGAAGAAGAAUUAUUUCGUAUGCAAGAAGAAUUUCUAAAAAAUAAACAGCAACCGUCAACUAAAGUGAUCAAAUUAACUAAUUUGAAAGAAUCUGAAAAAUCUUUGAAUGCUGCUUCUACCAACAGCCAAACAAGUUCUAACAGAGUUAGGUCAAGAUUUUCUGAGUUAAGAAAAUUGAAAACUCAAGAGAGGGUUUCUACUUCUCAAACUAGCGGUGAUGUUAUAAAUCCUGCAAUAAAAGAAGUUGAAAAAAAUCUCAACUUUGGAAUAAAGGAUUCUGUUCAAAAUAUAGAAAUAGCACCCUCAAAGAUAAUAUUAGGAAACAUCAUUGAGAAGAAACAUGAUGCAUACAACUAUGAAUUUCAUAAAAAGAAAUUUAUUUGUUCUAAUACUGGUUUCCCUGAAGUAUUUGUUUCUAAACAUAUGAAAAAUGAUAAAAAUGAAAGUUUAUUUAUGCAAGAAAUUUCUAUUGAAAGUAAUAGCAAAAUAGAAAAAUCUCUGAGCUUUGGACCUUUGUGUAACACUGAUAGUGUUAUCGUAGAAGGACCUUCGGCUAAUGAAAUACAUAAAGAAAAUUUGGAACGGAUGAGUCAGGAAGAUAUUCUUAAAGAAAAAAGUGAACUUGAGAUGACUUUAAAGCCAGAACUAAUACAAUUUUUAAAAGAUAGAAGAAAUAAGAAACAAAAUACAAAUAAGAGUCUUGAAGAUAAAAGAUUAAAUACUGAGAAACAAGAUCAAAAUGUAAACUCUACAAACGUAGAAAACUUAAUUACUGAAGAUGUUUCUAACAAAUGUGAUAAAGAUUCACUCAAAAAUAAUGAUGUUUCACCAAUGCAAGAUACAGUAGAAACAGAUAUACCCAAACCUCCCAAAGAAUUAAUGGAACAAGCUAAAGAGAAAGGUUGGAUGCAUAUGGAUUCUCUUGAAGUUGAAAAAUUUAAAUGGAUGGAAAAUAUACCUCCAGAAAACAAAGAUGAACCUGUUCUAAAUGAGCCAUACAGUGCUCGUUUUGACUUUAAUGGUGUAUUAUUACCAUAUAAAGAUAAUAAUGUACCUAUUGAAAAAGGGCUUCAUCAUCAUGGAGAAGAACCUGAUCGUCCUGGUUAUUCUCUACAAGAAUUACUACAACUUAGUCGUUCAUCAGUACAACAGCAACGCUGUACAGCUCUUACAACAUUAGCAAAUAUAUUAGAAAAAAGUCGCAACGGCUGGUAUGAUAAAGUGUUACAACCUGCACCUUUGGUUGCAUUAAGUCAGAUAAAUUUUUUAAUAUUAUUAAGAUUUUCUUUGGAUGAUACAUCAGCGGCUGUGAUUACAGCAACUUUACAAGCGCUUAGAAUUUUCUUAUAUAGCGAAGCGGAUGAAGUCUGUUUGGAUAGACUAUAUGGUUUUCAAAAUUAUAAAGAACCUGUUUUAGCAACACCAAAAACUGAUGUUGAUGAUAUAAAUGAUUUAAAAGAUCAUGAACUAGCGCAAUUAGAUGCGGUUGCUGCCCUAUUAAGAACUGAUAUACUGUUAAGGAUCAGCUAUAUUUUGAGUAAAAUACGACCACCGCCUGUUGCUGUGACUUGUGCAUUGGAGAUUUUAAUUAGACUUGUAAGACAUUCGCCUAUUACCGUUGUAAAAAUAACAAAUACACCAAAUUUAUUGAAGACUAUAAUUGAACAUUUUAUGCCAUUGUCUACGGAUGCAUUAGCAAUGACAGAUACUAUAAAUAAUGUUUAUGGAGUUCCAGUGGUAGCUGCAAUCAGAUUUUGUCGUAUACUACUUUGUUAUGGAGGAAAACCUGUUGCUCAAAAAUUAAAUAAUCUUAAAAUUAUGCAGCGUAUUAUAUCUUACGGCAGUUGCGAUGCAGGGAAAUCAAGUUAUAAUCUUAUUAUCGAAAAUUUACGAUUAUGGAGAACAUUACUAUUGUAUGAAGAUGCAAUGGAUAGUUUAACAGGAGCACAAUUAUUUCUUGUGUCACAGUUACAACUUCUGUUAAGUAAUCACGAUAUUCAAAACGCAUCUGAACUCUCCUGUGAAUAUGCAGCAGCUUUAAUUGCUGUUGCAAGUUGUCUGACACCUCUAAAAGCAAAUAUAUCGAUUUUACUAUCCAAAUGGAAUACACAAUUAUUAUCUUUAAAUAAUGUCACGUGGAGUAAAACGAAACUUAUCGCCGAAACAUUACUAGCGGUUAGUGAUAAUGCGACAAAAACAUUGAACAUAUCUCGAUCACAAGUAUUUUCUAAUCUUAAUUCUACGUCAAAUUUGCUAAGUGACUGUUCUUUAGCUCUUGAACGCGAGCCUUCUGCGUUGCCUCAUCUAGGAGUAUUAAUGUAUAACGGACAAGUGCAACCUAUUGUGUCUCAACAAUCUUGUAUGCCAUUUCUUGCAACGAUUUUAAAUGUAUUUAUUGACCAUUCUUUCGUAGAAGAGCUUCAGGCAGUGCUUAAUCUUCCACAAGUUUAUAAGUAUUUAAAGAGACUAGUAACAACAGAUUGGUGCUUAGAAAAGUCAUGGUAUACAAGAUCUGAAUUAUCUUUUUUAGUUGCUAUAGUAAAUGCAUCUUCUCUUGUGAAAGAUAAAUUAGAUAAUAAGACAAUGCAUAUUAUUUGGAAAAUUGCCAUCAAACUUGUAUCGUCUUUACCUGCCGAUUGCCCUUCUGAUGUAAAAAAGAUGCUCAGGAUUUCAUUGGCAGAAGAGAAAUUAAAUUUAGAAAUAGUAACGAGUGAAUUAGAAACGUUAAAUUUGAACUCAAAUAUCGAAAAUAUUAAAUUGAACUUAAGUCGCAACGUAUCUAAUUUGUAUGAACGAUAUAUAGCAUUAAAUGGAACAUGGGAUCAAGCGGCAAUGCCUAAAGAUUGGCUUUAUUUACCCGUCGUACAUAUUUAUACAAAAUGUAGAAAUAAUAAAAUGUGUAAUGAUGAUGAUAAAGCUGCCAUCUUAGCCGUACUGAGUUUAGAAGUAGUACUACCAGACUUGGUUGAAAAAUUAUCACAAAACUUGAGAUUUAGUAGAUUGGUACUUAUAUACCUGUGCGAGACGUUGUAUUUAAGUAACGAUGUUUCUGCUUUGCUUACUAAAGCGAUGACAACUUUAUUAAAAAAUAAUUACAAGAAGCUUAAUUUUACAAUAAAUUUGCCGGGACUCAAUUCUUUUACUGAUUUGUUUACUGCGAUGUGCGAACAUUUUUGUUCAACAUCCUAUGGUGAUUAUGGUUUUUCAAUGACCCUAUUGGUACCAAUUGCACAAAGGCACAAUGUUCAUUAUAGAAAAUUGUUGUGGUCGGAACAUGUAGGUUUGCUUCGAUAUGUUAAAUUACCAUUAGAACAAUUAGUUAUUCCAUUAAAAGAAUAUCUUUAUCCCCCUGAGGAAGAUAUAUCUUUAAUAGAAAGUUAUAUGACAGUGCUCAUUAGGGGAAUUAUUAAACAAAGCUGGUGUCCUAUUCCUUAUACAAUUGCAUUACAUCAUUCUGCUAUGUAUUUGAAACAGUCAAACAAAUUAGCAAUACGAAUGAGAACCCAAUUAGAAAAGAUAUUUGAUAAAGUUUUAGCUAGUCUUUUGUUAAAUUAUCAACCGCCCACAUUUUAAAAUUUAUGUACAAUUAUAGAUUUUAAUAAGAAAAUAUGGAUUGCUUAUAUGUAGCAGCAGUAAAUUUUACUGUUAUUAAUAAUUAUUUAAAGUUAACAAAUAUGUGUACAACAAUUUGCGACAUAUGUUCGUCAAUGUAUUUUAUAAUUAUUAUGUAAACAGUAUUAAAUCAAUUAAAGGAUUAAAUUUAUUUUGGUUUAAAAAUGUACAGAUCUCAGUAUCAAUUAAACAAUUAACAAUGUGAAUGAGAACAGUAGAAAUAAACAAUUAAUCAUGUGAAUGAAGAAUAGGAACAAUCUGUGCUUACAUUUACAAAAAGCAUAGAGGCACUGUUUGGUCACUUUCGCUGAUUUCCCAAAUUUUCAAUGAAUAUAAUUAAGAAAGUAUAAGUGAUAAAAUCAUGGUUCGUUGAGAAUUUAUAAUUUACAAUGUUCAUUUGUGUAUCUAUAUGGCCAUGCAAUGUGUAUAUAAUUGUAUAUUAAGAUAUAUAUCCAUUUGUAAAUUAUUAUUUAUGAUUAGUGAUUUCAUUCAUUUGUCUUCUGAUUGCAGAUUUAUUGUGCGAAAGUUUAAGCAAUGUAAUUAUCACGUAAACGACAAUUCAUAGAAUUAAAGUGAAAAUUACACGUCAGUAACAAAAUUAUGUAAACUGCAAAGAAUAACAAUUGUGAUAAAAUUACACGACUGUGAAAAAAUAUAUUUUUCAUGACUUCUCUAAAUUUUCUUGAUUUUAUACUGGAAACAUGUCUUAAGUUUCUUAAAAAUGAAAUGUUAUGAAAUUCGUGGAACACAAUAGGCAUAUAUAAGUACAAUAAUUGUGACGGUAAUUAUACAAUAAUGUCAAUAGUUUAACAUGCCUUAAAUGGCACGGUAAUAACGAUUACGUGCUGUUUUAAAUAAAUUUCGUGUACAAGCACAUUAAAUUGCAUAAAAUUUUUUUAUGAAAUGUAGCUGACAAAUGAAAAAAAGUUAAUAUCUUCGAAACAGUUUAUAAUCAAUCAAUGAUAUACUUCAGAAUUUAUGUUAAACUUUCAUUAUAUUAGUAACAGUAUAACAGUAUAUUUUUGUUUGGUCUGCGCAUUUUUUUUUUUUUUAUACAAUUUAAAUAAUGUAUUGUAAACGAAUUUGUAUUCGAACAGUUUAUCAUUUGCAAUUUUAUUAUUGUAAAUAUUAACAUAUUUCCAUUUCUUUUUUUAUGUAUUAAUAUGUAUACUAUCUACAUUAACAAUAUUUUGUAUUAUUUGCAUGUGUAAUAUUUUGUAUUACUUGUAAUGUGGGAGCAUAGUUGUGGGAGCCUUCAAAUUUAUCCACUUUAAUUUGCAAGGUUUCGUAAAAAUAUUGCGAAAUUUCGUUUCGAUAACAUUUUUAGACUGUCGAUAAUAUUUGUAUUUCUUAAGUAUAUUAAAUAAAUAUUUUCCCAAUCUAUUACAAAAUGAUUCGUCAAAAGAACUGUGUUCCUUAAUAUAUAACAUAUAAAUAUAAUCUCAAAA